Molecule: messenger RNA, 1897 nt
Organism: Temnothorax curvispinosus
Lineage: Eukaryota; Metazoa; Arthropoda; Insecta; Hymenoptera; Formicidae
Product: UDP-glucuronosyltransferase 2C1-like
Exons: 6
Coding region: 96-1712 (538 amino acids)
Molecular function (GO): UDP-glycosyltransferase activity
Source: RefSeq, a predicted model, not a curated record
AUACUUAGAAUGCACAUUAGGAAGACAUACUGUUGCUUUCGGUCUUAGGAUCUGAUCGAAAGAUCACAUAAGAGUUUUGCGCAUUUGUUUCAACAAUGUCAAGUUUUUUUAUCUUAUUGUUUUACUUUGUUUGUUGUAUUUUAAUUGGUUUUGUGACAGUAUCGAAACCAUUGUCAGUUUUACUGAUACAAGCUCUCCCAUCGAUCAGUCAUCACAUCUGGACGGAGCAUUUGGUUAAAGGACUGCUUCGCGAAGGCCAUCAUGUACACACAGUGAGCAUACUCGAGACUAAGAUCGAGAGUAAACUAGCGGAAAACUUGACGUACGCCAUUUUUGAAGAUGCGAUGGCUCCUUCUCCUGAAUACAUGGAUUAUAGCCCUGAUCAGUGGGCACAUUUCAACGAAUUUUAUAUGUCAUACGCUACAUAUCUGUGGGGCAUCAUAAAAUGUGACAAAAUGACAAAAACCAAAGCAGCGAGAAAUCUUUUAGAAAUGGUCAAAACUGUCGAGUUUGACGUUAUAGUGUCGGACAUUACUCUACAUCAUUGUUUCUAUGGAUUGUGGGAGGUUGCUAAGGGUAAGCCACCCGUAGUGGGCCUUAUUCCGUCCGGCACUGCACCUUGGAUUAAGGAUUAUACCGGUUCAAGUUAUCCGACUGUUCGACCUUAUACAAGUUCGGGUAUUGCAAAACCUGUAGGCCUAUGGCAGAAGACGUGGAAUACUGUGUAUUUUAUCGCCGACGAUUUCAUACGAUACUAUUAUUUCUUACCUAUCGUUCAACAGCUUGCUGAAGAAUACGUAGGCCAUGCAAUCAGGCCACUACAUGAAAUAGAAAAAGACAGAAUUAAUAUAGUACUAAUUAAUAGUCACUCUGCGUUUGAGCCUGCAAUCCCAUUGCCGCCGAAUGCUUUGGAAAUUGGAGGAUUUCAUGUCCAGGCCAUAAAACCGAUUCCUGGAGACAAAGUCGUAACGUAUCCCGAGAACAUGCGCGUAUUUCUUGACGAAGCAAAGAACGGAGCCAUCGUAAUAUCGUUAGGAUCAAACGUAGAAUGGAAAGGUGUCGGCAUAGACAAGGCUAAAGCCGUUAUACUGGCUCUGUCAAAAUUGAAGCAACGAGUGCUUUGGAAGUUAGAUAUUAAAUUACCAUUUCAAGUACCGAAAAAUAUAAUGAUUAUGAAGUGGAUUCCGCAAAAAGAAGUUCUGUCUCAUAAAAAUGUUAAAGCAAUCUGGGCGCAUGGUGGUAUCUUUGGCACGCAAGAAGCCAUUUGGGAAGGUGUACCAAUAAUUGUUACACCUGUCUUUUCGGAUCAAAAAUCCAAUGCAGCAAUAAUAGUAGCUAAAGGUGUUGGUAUUCGUUUGGAUAUUAAAACUUUGUCCACGCAGUCAGUAUUACACGCGAUUGAAGAAAUACUUUACAAUAAAAGUUAUACAAGAAACAUGAAACGAUUAUCCUACGAAUUCCGGGAUCGGCCAAUACCGCCAUUAGAUUUAGCUGUUUGGAGCAUUGAAUAUACCGUCCGUCAUCCAAAUAGAAGUUUAGCAACGUCGCUGAGAUCUCAGAGCUGGGUGGUUCAAAAUCUGAUUGAUAUCUACGUAUUUCUUGUUUUUAAUCUUUUAAUAAUAUUGUUAAGUAUAUUCUUUGCAAUAAAGUUACUCAUUAAUUUUUAUUAUAGUCGCAUUGUGUCUAAAUUGCGCAAGACUAAACAGUCGUAAGUUGUUGAAAUAUUAACAGAUAUUUCGUAUAGUUAUAUGUAAUGUUAAAUAUAAUCUAAGAAGAUAGAAUUAAUGUGUGUAAAUAUAGAAAACGUGUAGUAUCAGCUGCACACAUAUUGUAAUUAAUAUAGUGUGCUGUAUUACAAUAAAUAUAUUGCUAAAAUAAAUAAAGAUACUGGUAAACA